UCAGACUCAGCUCGCUGUUGACUUUGUUUUUGUUGUGGUGCGGAGCCGGCGGGCGCAUUUCAUCUGUUUAUGGAAAAACCAGAACCCGAAGCCGAAAUGAGCGAAAGUGCGCCGGAGAAGGAGGUGACAUCCGAGCCCGAGCAGGGAGGGAAGCCAGAAGGUCAAGACCUGGUUUCCUCCCCGCCGGCACACACGGAUGUUAAAGAUGAAACCCCCAAGGACGCUGCAGAAGCCCCACCCCCAAAGGAAGCCCCUUCCCAGGACUUUGCCGCCUACGAGGAGCACAUGACCUAUGCGGCGGACGGAGGUGCCAUAUACACUGAUCCCAGCACCAAACAGAAGUACAAGUGGUGCAACACCGAGAACAACUGGAUACCCCUAUCCGCCGAUGAGGCGGCCAAGGCCGGGGAUCUCUACGAGAACGAGCACUACAAGUGGUGCCCCAAGACCGAGCAGUGGCUGCCAAAGACCCAGGAGACGGAAACGGAGCACUACAAGUGGGACGAGAAGCAGCAAAAGUGGCUGCCGAAGCAGCAGAAGCCCGGACAGGAUGCGGUCUACGGCCUGGACGAGCAGGGCGAGCGCACCUACACGGACAAGGACGGGUCGGUGUUCUUCUGGGACACCGCCAAGGGCGCCUGGUUUCCCAAGAUCGACGAUGACUUCAUGGCCCGCUACCAGAUGAACUACGGGUUCAUCGACAACACAUCGGCGGGCGAAAAGGAGAAGGCUGAGAAGGAGGCGGCGGAGGCGAAGAGGAAGGCGGAGGAGCUCAAGAGGAUGACGGCCGAGGCGGAGGCCGCCAUGGCCAAGGGAAGCGCGGAGUCCGCCACUGUGGCGCCAACAGGGAAGCGAAAGCCACAGGAGCCACCCAAGUGGUUCGAAAUGGAUCCCUCGCAGAACACCAAGGUAUACGUCUCGAACCUGCCGCUGGACAUUACCAUGGAGGAGUUCGCCGAGCUGAUGGGGAAGUGCGGCAUGGUGAUGCGGGACCCGCAGACCCAGAAGUUCAAGCUGAAGCUCUACGCCGAGAAGGACGGGCAGAUCAAGGGCGACGGCCUCUGCGACUACAUCAAGGUGGAGAGCGUCAAUCUGGCUUUGAAAAUUUUGGAUGAGUACAACUACCGGGGCCACAAAAUACGGGUCCAAAGGGCACAGUUCCAAAUGCGUGGGGAGUACAAUCCCGCCCUGAAGCCCAAGCGUAAGAAGAAGGACAAGGAAAAGUUGCAGAAAAUGAAGGAAAAAUUAUUCGACUGGCGACCAGACAAAAUGCGCGGGGAGCGUUCCAAGAACGAGAAAACCGUCAUCCUUAAAAACCUCUUUACUCCGGAACUCUUUGAACAACAAGUGGAACUCAUCCUGGAGUACCAGAACAAUUUGCGGGAGGAGUGUGGCAAGUGCGGAAUGGUCCGCAAGGUGGUCAUCUAUGACCGUCAUCCUGAAGGCGUUGCUCAAGUAAACAUGUCCAGUCCGGAGGAGGCGGACCUGGUCAUACAAAUGAUGCAGGGACGUUUCUUUGGUCAAAGGAAACUAACCGCAGAGGCUUGGGACGGCAAAACCAAAUACAAAAUCGAUGAAUCGGCAACUGAGGCCCAAGAACGGCUCUCCAAGUGGGAUGAAUUUCUGGACGAAGAGGAGGCUGAGAAGAGCAAGGAGCUCAAAGAUGUGGCUGAGGGCGAGGAUGCGAGCCCUAAGGAGCCCACCAUUGCACCCGGAGAUGCCACCCCCUAGACUCCACUUACCUGCGAU
Messenger RNA from Drosophila bipectinata, 1749 nucleotides. It is a transcript of the gene barc, whose product is annotated as RRM1_TatSF1_like and RRM2_TatSF1_like domain-containing protein barc. Gene Ontology annotation, molecular function: RNA binding. Gene Ontology annotation, biological process: mRNA splicing, via spliceosome. The record is from RefSeq and is a predicted model, not a curated record. NCBI's taxonomy places the organism in Eukaryota, Metazoa, Arthropoda, Insecta, Diptera, Drosophilidae. Gene Ontology annotation, cellular component: U2-type spliceosomal complex; U2 snRNP.